Molecule: messenger RNA, 1312 nt
Organism: Camellia sinensis
Lineage: Eukaryota; Viridiplantae; Streptophyta; Magnoliopsida; Ericales; Theaceae
Source: RefSeq, a predicted model, not a curated record
AAUUUCAAUUGUCAGCGAGGAGGUAGAAAUUUACUAACAUGGUCUAUUAUGAUUCCAGGGGCAGUCCUAGGUCCAACUUUUCUUCUUGUAGUUGUCAUUGCAAUAUAUCAUGGCUACAGAUCAAACAAAAUGAAGAAAGCAGAUCAAGUAAAGAUUGACAAAUUUUUGGAGGAUUACAAAGCUCUCAAGCCUGCAAGAUAUUCCUUUGUAGAUAUCAAGAAAAUAACAAAUCAAUUUCAUGACAAAGUAGGCCAAGGAGGUUACGGAAUAGUGUACAAGGGCAAGCUUUCCAAUGAUGUUCAUGUCACGGUCAAGAUCCUCAACAAUGUGAAAGGAAAUGGAGAUGAGUUCAUCAAUGAAGUGGAAACAAUGGGUAGAAUCCACUAUAUCAACGUGGUUCGCUUGGUGGGAUAUUGUGCUGACGGAUUCAGAAGAGCUCUUCUUUAUGAGUUCUUACCAAACAAUUCGCUUGAAAAGUUUAUAUCCACUGAGAAAGAGAAGAAUUCACUUGGUUGGGAGAAGUUGCAUGACAUUGCUCUUAGCAUAGCUAAAGGAAUUGAAUAUCUUCACCUAGGGUGUGAUCAACGAAUCCUGCACUUCGAUAUUAAGCCUCACAAUGUCUUGUUAGAUAAUAAGUUUACCCUGAAGAUCUCUGAUUUUGGUCUAGCAAAAUUGUGUUCAAAGGAACAAAGUGCUGUUUCCAUGACUACUGCUAGAGAGACUGUGGGUUACAUUGCACCCGAAGUGUUCUCCAGGAACUUUGGGAACGUGUCAUACAAAUCAGAUGUUUAUAGUUUUGGGAUGUUGUUGCUAGAUAUGGUUGGAGGGAGGAAAAAUACGGUAGCACAAAACACGAGUGAGUGUUAUUUUCCGGAAUGGAUAUACAAACGUUUGGAUCAAGGAGAAGAUCUAGGAAUACAAAUUGAGGAAGACGGGGAUGCGGAAAUUAUAAGGAAACUAACAAUUGUGGGACUUUGGUGCAUACAAUGGUACUCAGUGGAUCGACCAUCGAUGAAAGUUGUGGUACAAAUGUUGGAAGGAAAUGGAGAGACUCUAACAGUCCCCCACAGUCCAUUUGCCUCCACAAAUCCAAUGCCAACGAGGGGAACAACAGGUGGGAGCACUUUUAAUAGUGAGUUAGAAGUAAUUUCUAAAUCUGAAUGAGAGAAUGAAUUAGUAAUAUUUUUCUAAGAAGUUGUUGACUAUAUAAUAGGAAUUAAUCUUAUUGUUCUCACCAAUGAGUGUAUAAUUAAUUGUUUAUCAAUGUAUUACUAUGGCCUUUCAAUACUACAUCUUGUGCAUUGCCUUUGUA